CUGAGUUCUGAAAUUAUUCUGCGAAAGAAUCAUGUACUGGCCUCAAGGGGCUCACGGGAAGGGAAAAUCCUCGAGUUCUGGGGCUCUCUUCGAUCCCUUCGUGACCAACUCGAGGCAAACGUGCCAGGAGCUGAAUUCGAGCACCCUGGCUAGGAAGACGGCCAAGAAUGCGGCCCUGUCCACUCGCUCCUUCCCGGGCCCCGGGCCCACGCUAGCUUCCAGAGGGAGCUUCCCUCCGCCGGAGCGCGACGCCCCCUCCGAGGGUCCGGGCUGCCGGCCCACCGCCCCCACUGGCGGCCCUGGCGUCCACAGCCCAAUUCAGAGCGCAGCUUGGAAAGCUGAGGGGUCUCCUUGGACCACUACCUCCAUGCCACGGAGUACUGUACGCUCGAUCUCACCCGCCCGCCCAACUCCCGCGCCCGCGAUCGCAUUCUACGCCCCGCUGUCGCCCGCGCGCGCGUCGCCCAGCCGCCUCCCCCCCACGGUCCCAGCCUGCCCCGCGCCGGCAAACGAGAGCAAAGCCAGUGACUCACCUCCGCCGCGCUAA
Messenger RNA from Mustela erminea (ermine), 547 nucleotides. RefSeq names its product vegetative cell wall protein gp1-like. The record is from RefSeq and is a predicted model, not a curated record. The transcript has 3 exons. NCBI's taxonomy places the organism in Eukaryota, Metazoa, Chordata, Mammalia, Carnivora, Mustelidae. Bases 32 to 547 code for a protein of 171 amino acids.